Molecule: messenger RNA, 725 nt
Organism: Sus scrofa (pig)
Lineage: Eukaryota; Metazoa; Chordata; Mammalia; Artiodactyla; Suidae
Product: FAH domain containing oxaloacetate decarboxylase 1
Cellular component (GO): mitochondrion
Molecular function (GO): acetylpyruvate hydrolase activity
Source: RefSeq, a predicted model, not a curated record
UGAGACGCCAGGGGGCCCUAAGGCAGCCACCGGAGACUCCCAAGAGGACGAGUUUGUGUGACUCUGGGGGCCAUGAGCAGGAGCGUGGCUACCACCAGGCCAUUGUCCUGCUUCUGGGAGUUGGGGAAGAGCAUCGUGUGUGUGAGCAAGAAUCUCAAGGACCUCAGGGAGAUGCGGAGCCCAGUGCUGAGUGAGCCAGAGCUCUUCUCAAAGCCUGCACUGCGUAGGCUUGGCUAUGCCCUAUGUCUGGACAUGACCGCCAGAUAUGUGUAGGACAAUUUCAAGAAGAAGGGGCUUCCCUGGACUCUGACCAAGAGCUCCAUGGCCUCCUGCCCCAUCAGGUUCCUGCCCAAAGAGAAGAUCUUUGACCCUCAUAACCUACAACACUGGUUCAAGGUCAGUGGGGAACUCCGACAGGAGGGUGAGACAUCCUCCAUGAUUUCCAUCCCCUGUGUCAUCAGCUAUGUUUCUAAGAUAAUGACCUUGGCGGAAGGAAAUAUCAUCUUGACUGGGACACCAAAGAGAGAGGGACUCAUUGAAGAAAAUGAUGCAGUCCAGGCAUCAUUUGACAUAUAGGGAGUUGUCAAUAUGAGAUUUAAGGUAGAAAAGCCAGAAUAGUGAGUCUAUGCUAAGCAUCCUAACUUCUUUUUUGUCUUUUUAGGGUCACAUCCAAGGCAUAUGGAGGUUCACAGGCUAGGGGAUGAAUCAGAGCUGAAGCCGCCGGC